GCGGAGGCGGCGGCGGCGAGGAGUGAAGGCGCCCCAUGGGGAACUCGCUGUCUUGUUGCCUGUCCCCCAAUGCCAGCCCCAAGUUGGGCCGGCGCAGGGGGUCAGCGGAGCCGGACUGCGAGUCUGAGGUCUACAAGGCGGCGGCCAGGAACGCGGUGGCAGUAGCUCCGGCGGCGGCUGCCGUGGAACCCGCCGAGUUGGAUUUCGCAGGUGGCGAAGGCCACCACCUGCAGCACAUCAGCGACCGGGAGAUGCCCGAAGACUUAGCUUUGGAACCAAACCCUUCUGACCACCCAAGGGCAAGCACAAUUUUUCUGAGCAAACCUCAAACAGAUGUGCGGGAAGAGAGGAAGAGCAACCAUUUAAACCAUGUAUCUCCAGGGCAGCUUACUAAAAAGUAUAGCUCAUGCUCAACAAUAUUUCUAGAUGACAGCACAGUCAGCCAGCCUAAUCUUAGAACCACAGUAAAAUGUAUGACCUUAGCAAUAUAUUACCACAUAAAGAACAGAGAUGCAGAUAGAUCCUUGGAUAUUUUUGAUGAGAGAUUACAUCCACUCACACGAGAAAAGCUUCCAGAGGAAUACUUCGAGCAUGAUCCUGAACACAAAUGCAUUUACAGAUUUGUUCAUACUCUUUGUAGUGCUGCACAGCUAACUGCUGAAAGUGCAGUAGUAACUUUGGUUUACUUAGAAAGGCUUUUAACUUAUGCUGAGAUCGACAUUUGCCCCACUAACUGGAAAAGAAUUGUUUUGGGAGCCAUUCUUCUUGCCUCCAAGUUUUGGGACGAUCAGGCUGUAUGGAAUGUGGACGACUGCCAGAUCCUCAAGGACAUUACAGUUGAGGACAUGAAUGAGAUGGAAAGGCACUUCCUGGAGCUACUUCAGUUUAAUAUUGAUGUUCCUGUCAGUGUGUAUGCCAAAUACUACUUUGACCUUCGCUCCUUAGCACAUGACAACAACCUGAAUGUUCUAUUCACUCCUCUUAGCAAAGAAAGAGCACAGAACUUAGAGGUCAUUUCCAGAUUGUGUGACGACGAAUACAAAGACGUGUGUAGAGCUGCUAUGAGAAGGUCUUUCAGCGCUGAUCAUUUCAUUGGUAUUCGGCGCUCCAAUGCCAUCCUCUUCUAA
Messenger RNA from Balaenoptera ricei (Rice's whale), 1127 nucleotides. RefSeq names its product cyclin-Y-like protein 1. The transcript is spliced from 10 exons. Gene Ontology annotation, cellular component: plasma membrane. The record is from RefSeq and is a predicted model, not a curated record. Gene Ontology annotation, biological process: regulation of cyclin-dependent protein serine/threonine kinase activity; regulation of canonical Wnt signaling pathway. Lineage: Eukaryota; Metazoa; Chordata; Mammalia; Artiodactyla; Balaenopteridae. Gene Ontology annotation, molecular function: protein kinase binding; cyclin-dependent protein serine/threonine kinase activator activity. Bases 36 to 1127 code for a protein of 363 amino acids.